Kuraishia capsulata CBS 1993 is the source of this 1434-nucleotide messenger RNA. RefSeq lists its product as uncharacterized. Gene Ontology annotation, biological process: pentose-phosphate shunt, oxidative branch; pentose-phosphate shunt. The record is from RefSeq and is a predicted model, not a curated record. Gene Ontology annotation, cellular component: cytosol. Lineage: Eukaryota; Fungi; Ascomycota; Pichiomycetes; Pichiales; Pichiaceae. The transcript has a single exon. The coding region runs from base 1 to 1434 and encodes 477 amino acids. Gene Ontology annotation, molecular function: phosphogluconate dehydrogenase (decarboxylating) activity; NADP binding.
AUGGGUCAGAACCUUAUCUUGAACGCCGCUGACCACGGCUUCACCGUUGUUGCCUACAACAGAACCACCUCCAAGGUGGACCACUUCCUCGAGAACGAGGCCAAGGGAAAGCCAAUUCUCGGUGCCCACUCUAUCGAGGAGCUCUGUGCUAAGCUCAAGAGACCUAGAAGAGUCAUCUUGCUUGUCAAGGCCGGCUGGCCAGUUGACAGCUUCAUCGAGCAGCUGUUGCCAUUCAUGGAGAAGGGUGACAUCAUCAUCGAUGGUGGUAACUCGCACUUCCCAGACUCUAACAGACGUUUCAAGGAGCUCGGUGAGAAGGGUAUCUACUUCGUUGGUUCCGGUGUCUCUGGUGGUGAGGAAGGUGCCAGAUAUGGUCCUUCCCUUAUGCCAGGUGGUGCCAAGGAGGCGUGGCCACACAUCAAGGACAUCUUCCAGUCCAUUGCUGCCAAGUCCGAUGGUGAGCCAUGUUGUGACUGGGUUGGUGAUGCCGGUGCCGGUCAUUACGUGAAGAUGGUCCACAAUGGUAUUGAAUACGGUGACAUGCAACUCAUCUGUGAGGCCUACGACAUCAUGAAGAGAGUCGGAAAGUUCUCCGACAAGGAGAUCUCCGAGGUGUUCGGUACCUGGAACAAGGGUGUUCUUGACUCUUUCUUGAUUGAGAUCACUACCGACAUCUUGGCCUUCAACGACGAUGAUGGAACUCCUCUCGUUGAGAAGAUCCUCGACUCUGCCGGACAGAAGGGUACUGGUAAGUGGACUGCUAUCAACGCUCUCGACCUCGGAAUGCCAGUCACUUUGAUUGGUGAGGCCGUUUUCUCCAGAUGUCUGUCUGCCCUCAAGGAUGAGCGUCGUCGCGCUUCUACCUUGCUUGCUGGACCAGAGAUCCCAGAUGACCUUAUCACCGACAAGAAGGCUUUCAUCGACGACUUGGAACAGGCUUUGUAUGCCUCCAAGAUCAUCUCUUACGCCCAGGGUUUCAUGCUCAUCAGAGAGGCUGCCAAGGAGUACAAGUGGGACUUGAACUUCCCAUCUAUUGCUUUGAUGUGGAGAGGUGGAUGUAUCAUCAGAUCUGUGUUUUUGGGUGAGAUCACCGCUGCUUACCGUGAAAACGCCAACCUCGAGAACUUGUUGUUCCACCCAUUCUUCAACAAGGCCAUCACCAAGGCUCAGUCCGGAUGGAGAAAGACCCUGGCCACCGCCGUUUCGGUUGGUAUCCCAACCCCAGCCUUCUCAACCGCGUUGGCUUUCUACGAUGGUUACAGAUCCGAGCAACUCCCAGCCAACCUGUUGCAGGCCCAGAGAGAUUACUUUGGUGCCCACACCUUCCAGGUGUUGCCUGAGAAGGCUAACGCCAAGUACGAGGUUGGCAAGGCCAUCCACGUGAACUGGACUGGUAGAGGUGGUGACGUCUCUGCCUCUACUUACGAUGCCUAA